GUAUUUUGAGUGGAAAACACAGCGGAGAAGAAGCACCUUUCGUUUCCAUAGUGACCAAUCAGUUGUUUCUAGCCACCAUCAACCAGUCUCUCUCACCCUAACUUAGCGAAAGCGCGCAUAGCUUAACCAGAUAGGAUAUCAAUCUUCCUUUCUGUUCGAGUCCAGGUGACUGGAUAUCUAUCUUGUUAACCUCAGAUCCCACAGGCGCCCUCCUCCUUUCCUAAAUCAUCUCUGUUUUGAUGCUAACGUUAGAAGCUACUUGUGCUUGCUAGCUUGAUAAAGUUGACCAGGUUAAUGUUUCGUAACGUUAACCCCAGCAGCAGCAAUCCCAUGAAAAAAGUGUUUGUAACGUAACGUUCGCGGUAAUCAGCUUGUUGCUGUUGGCUGCAAAUUAACUGGAAUCAGAACAUUAACGUCAGGAUGUCGAGCGACCUGGUGGGCGUGUGGGAGGUUGCUCUGAGCGAUGGAGUCCAUAGGAUCGAGUUUGAACAUGGCACAACCACCGGGAAACGGGUCAUCUGCAUAGAUGGAAAGGAAGUUCUACGAAGGGACUGGAUGUUCAAACUGGUUGGGAAGGAGACGUUUUAUGUGGGGAGCUCAGACACCAAGGCCACCAUAAACAUUGAUGCGGUGAGCGGCUUUGCCUACGAGUACACGCUAGAGAUCAAUGGAAAGAGCUUGAAGAAGUAUAUGGAGAAUCGCUCAAAGGUGACCAGUACUUGGCUGCUCAACCUAGAUGGCACAGACUGCAGGGUUGUCCUGGAGAAAGAUACCAUGGACAUUUGGUGCAAUGGACAAAAGAUGGAAACAGCUGGCGAGUUUGUGGACGAUGGCACAGAAACACAUUUUACCCUGAGUGACCAUGACUGUUGCAUCAAGGCUGUCAGCAGUGGUAAAAGAAGAGACGGCAUCAUCCACACGCUCUUAGUUGAUGGCAACGAGGUGGCAGAAUGCACAGAGUAAUGAGAGAAAGAGGAGUGAGAGAGAAGAGAGAGAGGAGAGAGAGAGAGGAGUGAGAGAGAGGAGUGAGAGAGGAG
Molecule: messenger RNA, 1037 nt
Organism: Alosa sapidissima (American shad)
Lineage: Eukaryota; Metazoa; Chordata; Actinopteri; Clupeiformes; Clupeidae
Gene: faima
Product: Fas apoptotic inhibitory molecule a
Exons: 6
Coding region: 421-963 (180 amino acids)
Biological process (GO): negative regulation of extrinsic apoptotic signaling pathway via death domain receptors; canonical NF-kappaB signal transduction; positive regulation of neurogenesis
Source: RefSeq, a predicted model, not a curated record